Molecule: messenger RNA, 1569 nt
Organism: Penicillium alfredii
Lineage: Eukaryota; Fungi; Ascomycota; Eurotiomycetes; Eurotiales; Aspergillaceae
Product: protein phosphatase regulator REG1
Exons: 2
Coding region: 1-1569 (522 amino acids)
Biological process (GO): cellular response to glucose starvation; protein catabolic process in the vacuole
Source: RefSeq, a predicted model, not a curated record
AUGACAGCGGCGCUUGCGGCUCCCCGCGACGAGCAUUCGCAUUUUUCCCCCGAUCUUCUGCGGAGCCCGACUGCGCAACGGUAUUUCUUGGAUCACGACAUUGUGACCAAAUCAUCCAUGAAAGAUGACUACCCGACCAGGGAGUGCCCGAGUCCCACUGCGUCAACCCUCUCCUCCAUCCCGCCAUCCCCGAGCUUCACUCCGUCCGCUCCGGAACAGCUAUCCUACUCCCCCGCCACUCUAAGCAGCCUCUCGUUGGAAGACGAUGAACUGCUCCUGCCCUCUUACGAUACUGAACCGGGAGCUCGCACGGAGUCCAAGGAACGAGAAGAUGUGAAGCGCGCGUCGGCUGAAGUGUCCGCGACCCCGGUCUGCGCCAUACAAGCCCCUGCGGCGGAUGACACGGCCAUCGAGGUGGAACCAUCUCGACACGUGGAUUAUCUCGCGCACGACUGGAGAGAGGAGGAUAUUUGGGCCUCAUGGCGCUAUGUGACCACCCGCAAAAACAUCUACAGCAAUGGGGUGCGGCUGGAAAAUGCUUCAUGGCGAACAUGGGCCAAGGCGAAGAAUAAUCUUGGGACCAUCUCGCCCGAGACCCUCAACUGGCUCAAGGACUGCGAUGUAACGUGGCUCUACGGUCCACUGAAAACUGCCGGCGACUACGCGUCGGAUGUAUCGCCGCCACCCAGUCGCCUCGAGACCCCCAAUUCCUAUUUAGAUCCCAAACCAAUCCUCAAAAAGAAAACCGCCUCGGAGACGAUCCUGCAACAGUCGCUCUCUCAGCACACACUUCUGCAGCAUGCAGGAGCCAUUCUCAAGGCCCAGGAGGCGGAGAAUAAUGGCUGGGCUCGACCGUCCUUUCCUCGGACCAAUACAGACCCAGAUCACUUUCAUCAUCGGACUGGGAGCUCCACAUAUUCGCUCGACGGCACCCUCACCACGACCUCGUCCUCUGGGGUAACUUCGCCGAGUGAGCGACGGCAUAUUCAUUUUAAUAACGAGGUGGUACAAUGUAUUGCCGUCGAAGCCAAGGAUGGCGACGAGCAAGACUGGCCGACUUUUGAUGACUCGUCAUCAGAUGACGGCGUAGUCAUGAUGAGCCAGAUUCCGACCCAAGCCUCGGUGAGCAACCGGAGUACGCCUCGCAAUAGCUUCAGUGGCGACGGGAAAACCAUUGCUCCUCUGCCACCCACAACCCUGAAAUACCGGGGAGACACACCCGAGCCCCCCGCCGAGUCAGUACUCGAUCGAUGGUCCAUCUUCCCAUCCACAUUAUCGCCGUCCCCGUCAGUCGAGACUCUGCGACCAUCACAACCAUCGGCCAAUUUUCUCCUGGACGAGGACGAUGACGGGCUCGAAUUCCCGAGCCCGUCUGAUCGAGAUUGGUCGAGGUUUGAAGAAAACGAGCUGGCCUCGAAUCGUUCGCUUCGACUGACGGCUUCUGGCAUGAUCAUGCCAUAUGAAGACGGCGAACCCGCCAAUAACGGCAUCCUGGGCCGAGUCGUCGACACGGUGAACACCGCCCGAGACAUUGCUCAUGUCAUUUGGAAUGUAGGCUGGCGACGGUAA